Molecule: messenger RNA, 933 nt
Organism: Musa acuminata AAA Group (dessert banana)
Lineage: Eukaryota; Viridiplantae; Streptophyta; Magnoliopsida; Zingiberales; Musaceae
Product: phosphatidate cytidylyltransferase 4, chloroplastic-like
Exons: 2
Coding region: 274-699 (141 amino acids)
Source: RefSeq, a predicted model, not a curated record
CGACGCAAUGGUUCGCAUGGGGACGGAAACGGGUACCGAUACACAUUGCGCAGACGGAAAAAUAAACAAAAACAAAAGAUUUAGGUUUCUAGAAACAAAAACAAGAAGAAAACACAAACAGAUCUGCUCCCGGCCCCCCUAACGUAACCCAGAGCGGAAGACGGGGGAGGAGGAUAACCUCCUCCACACCUCGGGAUCCCGCCGCCCCGCCUCAAAUGCCUUCUCGGCCACCGCAACCGCCCUUAUUUUGAUUCGCUCCUUGACUCUGUUUCGAUGGCUGCCACUGCGGCGGCCUUCCUUGAAGUCGACCGCUGCGGCCUCUUCUCCUUGCCCCUCUCCCUCAGCCCCAGAUCGUUCCUCCUCCCUCGCCGCCAGCUUCCCGGACUGCGUCUCUUCCUUCCCUCUCGCCGCUUCUAUCCCUGCCGUCUCUCCGCCGCCUUGGUCUCCUCCAGAAAAGCGGCCUCGAAGUCCGACUCCCACCGCGAGGACUCUCUUGAGGGAGUAGAGGCCGUAGUUGUAGAGCCGAAGGGGAGCCAGGGGAUGCAGCUGAGGAAGCGUGUGAUCUUUGGUCUCGGCAUUGGAUUGGGUGCGGGAGGUGUCGUGGUGGCAGGAGGAUGGGUGUUCACCGUGGCGCUUGGCGGCCGCAGUGUUCGCCGGGGCGAGGGAGUACUUCGAGCUGGUCCGGAGUCGGGGAAUUGAUACAGGGAUGACACCGCCGCCAAGAUAUGUGUCGAGGGUUUGCUCAGCCAUCUGUGCUCUCAUGCUGAUUCUGACACUAAGUUCCAAAUCUUUAGCGUCCUGUAAUUACUUCUUUCCUACAGUGUUUGGAGUAGAAAAAAUGAUUCUUUGGCUGAUUUCCUAAGCUGCUAAUAACUAAACUUGUAUAGUUGUGGUGUCUCACUUGAUAUAUCCAAAAUUUUGGUUUGGUUGAUA